This is a messenger RNA of Chrysoperla carnea, 422 nucleotides long. It is a transcript of the gene Sem1, whose product is annotated as 26S proteasome complex subunit SEM1. The record is from RefSeq and is a predicted model, not a curated record. Gene Ontology annotation, biological process: double-strand break repair via homologous recombination; proteasome assembly; mRNA export from nucleus. Lineage: Eukaryota; Metazoa; Arthropoda; Insecta; Neuroptera; Chrysopidae. The transcript has 3 exons. The coding region runs from base 104 to 319 and encodes 71 amino acids. Gene Ontology annotation, cellular component: proteasome regulatory particle, lid subcomplex; proteasome complex.
CGCUAGACAGACAAUAAGAAAUAUUUUGAUCAUUUUCCAGAAUACAUUUGCUCACAAAGCAUUAUUGAAACUCGUGAAGUGGUUGUUAGGAAAAUUUUAGAAAAUGAGUGAUAAUAAAGCAAAAAUUGACUUAGGUUUAUUAGAAGAAGACGAUGAAUUUGAAGAAUUUCCAGUUGAAGAUUGGACUGGUAAAGACAAAGACGAGGAAGAUAUAAGUGUCUGGGAGGAUAAUUGGGAAGAUGAUAAUAUUGAAGAUGAUUUUAAUAAGCAAUUAAGGGCACAGCUAGAAAAACAAAAGCUUAUAGCCGGUGGAAAAUGAAUCAUUUUUGAUAAUUUUUUGUACUAAUUAUUUAUUCAUGUCAUUUCAUUAAACCAAAACAAGUAUCAUUCAUUCAUUUCAAUAAAACAAUUUCAUAAGAAAA